UGUUGAAAAUGUUAAUCGGUUAAAAACUGGCCUAACAUUACAUAAUUUCAGUAAAAACGUCCUCAGCAAUUUCCGGUAGUUGGGCGGUGAAAUGGUAUCCACUUUAAUGUAUUGAUAUUACAAAAUAUAAUCAUAAUCUUGGUCAAAUAUUUGUUAGGGUUAUCUGGCCUCAUCACCUCACGAUAAUCAGUUCGGCUGCUGUGGUGGAAGCUGGGAUGAUAUAAGCAGUAGAGAUGUCUUCCAGCAGAUGAUGCAGGGUCUGAACAAGAGGCGGGGUGUUCAGAUCCACCCAGCAAAGCGCAAGGCAAUGCCUUUCAGGUUAUGAUGAGUGCCAGAUCACAGUUGCUGUCAUUGCCAAACAAAAAAACAUCAAGUAGUGGUGUACCUUUCGAGAUCGGGCUUUCGAGGAAAGAUGAGAUGUAUAACAAAAUCAUAGAUAUGAUGGCGGAGAGAUCAUUGAAGUUUCACGAUGCGAAUAAGGAAGGCAGUUAUUUCACACAGGCAUUCACAAGGUUCUAUCCAACGCGCUGUGGUACAUCACCAAUCAGCACAGUGUGAUUAAUGACAGAAGCAAGAGAGAGGCAUCUGUGUCAUCAAUACCAGUAGCAUUUGAUGACUUCCAGGGCUUUAAUGAUCACAGGCGUAAAAAACUAAAGGCUCAACCACUUGAUUCUUUGGGCCUUAAAAGCCAAGCUGAAGUCCUUUACAGUUUAUGUACAAAGCCAAUAAUGAGAACUUCAGCUGCCUGGGAGAAAAUGUACACAGAUGUUAAAGGACUUGCAGACAGCUUAUGGUCAUACCACAGAUAUUUGCUGAAGCAAUUGGAAAAGUCUGAACACAACAGAAACCUUGAUCAUCCCGCACGUCCCCUUGCAGAAAACUGUAGUGUGUUUACAAUUCUUAAGACAGGAUCAGAAGUAAAGCCAAAAUAUAAGCCUCUUGACAAAGCAGUUAGCUUAGCAGACUACAAUGAACCAGUCUUUUUUGAUGAAUCAUUACAUACUGAUGUCCCAUUUGAUGAAAAUAUUCAGAGGCUGCGAUAUUUUGAAGGGCUUCAAUUGUCAGUUGAUGUUGAUGUUAUCAAGUAUUGUCCAGGAGGAGCUAUACUAACAACUUGGUGUUUUUUUAAAGCUCAUGAAAAUAGAAAUGACAUUCAAAAACAGACAGAUGCAGCUACAAAUAUCCUAAAAAUCACACCGAAACUCCCUGAAUAUCAUACACGUAUGAUGAAACAAAACUUCAAAAGGGGAAUCAAGAAUAUUGCAAAUAUUCAACCAUCUGUUCUUGAUAUGAUUUAUAAAGACCUAACAUUAGAUGCAACAGCAGCUUCACAUCCAGACACACAACUGAGGUUACAAAUGAUCGUCAUGGGUGAAACUGGACUUCUCACUGAUCUCAGGAAAUUAAACCCAGGACGCCCAACUGGUACAUUUGAUGAGUUUUUUUCCAAGCUUGGAGAAAUCAUACAUGAGAACACGGCAGCAGAUGACAGACGACAUAGCCAGGCUCACAUGUCCCAAUACAUGUCAGUGAAAGAUCUUAUAUCACAAGCCAAAGAGAGAUGUCCAGCAGGCACAGAUAUUCCUUCUUCGUCACUUGUUCGACUGCAGUUUAUGCCUAGAAACCCGUAUGCCAAGACUGCUUUAAGUUUCACAUCUAAAUUGCCAAUUCAAUACAAAAUACAGCGACGUCAGUUGAGAGUUUCUUAUCCAGAUGACCAUUACACAUCUGCUUUGUUCAAAUACCUUCGGAGUUUUGCUGUUAGACUGGGUAAUGACUGCGCAUUGUUCUUUUGUGAUGACAAAGCAAAGGUACCAUUUGGAGAGCCAGAUAUGGUUUUAUCGACUGGAGUGCGGGGAAAGAAGACUUUAACGCCUUCAACCAGUACCCUUGUAGCAGCUGAUCAUGAUAUGCACCAUAAAGGCUCCUUGACUCCCUCGGUCUACAUGAAAUGUGAUGUUCCGGAUUCAGUUGAGAAAUCAUUCUACAGGGGGAAGGUGACAACUGUAAUCAACGACUCCAUCUUCCAGUCUUCGAAUCCCAUGCGGCAUGCGGCUACCCUGGUCAGACUUGUUAAGAAAGAAGACAGCAAACCAAAGGUCCUGCUUAAAUUUACUGAUGGUGGAACUGAUCAUCGUAAUACACUUGAGCACGUCAAAUGUGCAUCUAUCUGCAUGUUCAAGGAACUUGAUCUCGAUAUGUUUGUAGCAUGCAGAUGUGCUCCCGGUCAAAGCUACACAAACCCUGCAGAGAGGAUCAUGUCAAUUUUGAAUAUUGGUCUACAGAACUGUGCCCUUUCCCGUCAGAAAUCGACUGAUGAAGUUGAGAAUUGCAUACGCAAAUGCAACUCGAUGGAUAGCAUUCGCAAAGUUGCCGUUGACAAACCAGAGAUCAAAGAGCAGUGGGAAGUAGCAAUUGAACCAUUAAGGGAAGUUAUCGAGAACAGAUUCAAACGGCUUUCCUUGAAAGAUGAACCCAUUGAAGCAAUGUAUCCAACAAGUGAGGAAGAAAUGGAUAUUCUGAAACAACACCUUCACUAUCUCUUUCCACAAAUGAACACAGACAGGCUGGUAAAAGCUGAAACAAACAAGGUUGAGAAAUAUGCUGAGUGGCUGGACCUGCACUGCAAACAGAGUCAGUACUGCUUCCAAAUUAGAAAGUGUGACAAUCCCGAGUGUUGCGGCCCAUCAUCACUAGACCUUGAGUGGAUUCCAGAUCCUAUGCUUGAUGACAGCAAGAAUCAUUAUCGUCCUUUCGAUGAACUGUAUGGUAGUGAAACAAGCGAGUGUGACCGCCCAACAUUCCAAAAACCUACAGAAAGAAAGAAAGCAACAAAAGUUAAAUCCAGUAUUGCAAUCAAUCCACUUACAAAACUUAUCCAAGAAGAUGAAACUUUGUUAGGCGAUGCUUCUGUCUACACUGCACAAAAUGCAAGAACCAGCAUUGAAUGUGUUGAAUGCAACAAGCCAAGACUUGUCUACUCAAAAUCUAGACUUAAUGAAAGAACAAAACUUCAACUGGCUUUAGCUCUGUCAGAAGGUGACUACACAUGUGGUUCUCCACUGACUACACCUGAACACCCUCUUCAUGGAAAAAUGUUUGUCAGAAUGAACAUUGAUUGUAGCAGCCCCAUGGAGACAUCAUACUUCAGCUGUAUUCAUUACAGUUCUGAUAUAGCUCAAACUGAUCGAUGUUAUUACUGUGGUGUCACCGGUGCUGAUACUGAUGAAACACUAAAGCUCCAAUUUAAGACUGUCUAUCCUAUUUGUGUACUAUGCAAGAACAAAAAUUUUGAAACUGUUUGCAUGAGACCCUUUGGUAAAAAGAAGUAAAUUGAGACUGAUUGCAAGUUUCUUGAAAAAAGAACAUUAAAGAAAACUGAUGCUGUUACUGAUUUUAUUGUUUUUCAUAAUACAGGCAAAUAAAUAUAAGAACACA
Molecule: messenger RNA, 3438 nt
Organism: Mya arenaria
Lineage: Eukaryota; Metazoa; Mollusca; Bivalvia; Myida; Myidae
Exons: 5
Coding region: 729-3332 (867 amino acids)
Source: RefSeq, a predicted model, not a curated record